Messenger RNA from Coccomyxa subellipsoidea C-169, 369 nucleotides. RefSeq lists its product as hypothetical. The coding region runs from base 1 to 369 and encodes 122 amino acids. Gene Ontology annotation, biological process: carbohydrate metabolic process. Gene Ontology annotation, molecular function: cation binding; alpha-amylase activity. NCBI's taxonomy places the organism in Eukaryota, Viridiplantae, Chlorophyta, Trebouxiophyceae, Coccomyxaceae. The record is from RefSeq and is a predicted model, not a curated record. The transcript is spliced from 3 exons.
AUGUUUGGAGCAGCGGAUUUCCACAGGAGGGCUGGUGCUGGAGUUGAGCAGCAUGGCAACUGCCAGAUACAGGACCAGGAUUUCUUCAGCUGCUACGACUGCGUGCAGCAGUGCGAUCUGGGAGCCCUGGCUGACCUGGACACCUCAAAGCCCUCUGUCCAGGCGCACAUCACAGAGUACCUGAAUCGACUGGCUUCGCUUGGAGUUGCCGGCGUGCGCAUAGAUGCUUCAAAGCAUAUGAACCACUGGGAUGUGGGGAGCAUCCUGCAGGGCGUCAACAGCAGCCUGUAUGUCUACCAUGAGGUUCUGGAGGGCUGUGGGGAGCUUGUGAAGCCCACAGAGUACACUGGGCUUGGACAGGUGCUCUGA